CGUAAGUUAAAUAUGUUAUAAAUUGUAAUUAUAAAGUAAAAUCGAAAAUGAGGGGGCGCUGUUAUCGUUGAUGACAUCAUGAAUAGCAUCACCAACAACUCUUAUCAAAAUGGCAGCAACAAGGAGGCUUCAGAAAGAGCUUCAGGACAUACAAAAAUCAGGAAUAAGAUCUUUUAGAGAUAUCCAAGUUGAUGAGACCAAUAUUUUAACCUGGCAAGGUUUGAUUGUACCAGAUAAUCCUCCAUAUAACAGAGGUGCAUUCAGGAUAGAAAUAAAUUUCCCUGCUGAAUAUCCAUUUAAACCACCAAAGAUAACAUUUCGGACCAAAAUUUACCAUCCAAAUAUCGAUGAGAAGGGGCAGGUUUGUCUACCCAUAAUUAGUGCUGAAAAUUGGAAACCUGCUACUAGAACCGAUCAAGUCAUUCAGGCACUCGUGGCCCUCAUCAACGAUCCUGAACCGGAACACCCCCUUCGGGCUGACCUAGCUGAAGAAUAUUCGAAGGAUAGAAAGAAAUUUGUGAAAAACGCUGAAGAAUUCACAAGGAAAUAUUCAGAGAAGCGACCGCCUGACUAAUAAUCUAUUUCCUCUGGUUAAUGUACAAUAUGUACUGCUCAGCAAAUUCAUCUUUACAUUUGGCAUACUUUAGGAGACAGUUUGCACCCGAGAUUACCACUCCACUUUACCCCAAUAUUAAUCAUCACUGUUAUAACAAAAUUAGCACAAGAACCUAAAUGUAACAUACAGCCUUUAUUCUGUUUUUCUUCAUUCAGCUGCCGAUUAAAUACAAUAAUUGGC
This is a messenger RNA of Centruroides sculpturatus (bark scorpion), 796 nucleotides long. Its product is annotated as ubiquitin-conjugating enzyme E2 L3. The coding region runs from base 110 to 574 and encodes 154 amino acids. The record is from RefSeq and is a predicted model, not a curated record. The transcript has 4 exons. NCBI's taxonomy places the organism in Eukaryota, Metazoa, Arthropoda, Arachnida, Scorpiones, Buthidae.